GUGUCAGAUGAAGCUCGGUCGUUGUCGUUCUUUUUCAUUUCAAUAUAGCAAUCGAGAAAAUAAAUUUACUUUACGCUUCGGUCAUUCGAGAUUUUCCCUUCUAUGCACUCGGUUGAUGGUCGUCGUAAUUUUUCAACACUCGCGAUGGAGAUGUCGGUUGGAAUCGUGUCUUUUUGGAAAAUGCUACGGCGAAUCGGUCGCAUAUGGAAGUUUUUCUGCGAAUGAUCGUCCUGGUCGAUCAUGAAAGUUGUUGCAUGACGCUGAUGAAUUUCCCGUGAUGACGAGCCAACCACUUCCACAGCUUUUAAAUCUCCACUAAAGUUCUUCCACCACCCCUGCAGAAGUGUAUUUGAAAUUUUAGAAUUUUCGACUCCGUAGCCGUAUUUUCGACCCCGUAGCCGUACAAAAUUUUCGAUUUCAGCAUUUGAACAUCUGUAUUGCGUUGCAACGCGCUGCCGCUGCCGUUGACAAGUUCUAGCUAUUUUCUUCUUCCGUACUUAGUAAUUCACCGUUAAGGUUAACCACCAACCGAGGCAGCAACAUGACUUGGGUACUGGACAGACUUCGUGACGCCGCGGGAACGGUGUGCUCCUGUGGCCAAGUAGUAGCUGCAGAUGAAAAUUCCGAACCCCUCGUUGUACCAUCGAGUUCGAGAUUGCCGCUCCUGGCGGAGGAGGACCAGGCGACCGCAGCGAUCGCAGAUUCUUUCAACGAUUUUGAUACACAUACACGAGAUCAUACCAUCGACGAAGCACGAAAAACCGUGGACCCGCACGGUGUACUAGGUCCGCCUGCCCGUCAAAACACACUUCCAGGAAUGGCUGUGCAGCUUCCUACUAAACCCUUCUCAUCUUCCGGAGGUGCAGCUGCGAGUGUACUUUCCCCUCGAGAAGUUGCAGGUCUUCUGGCGCAUGAAGAUUUGACAGCAUCCAAGACCUCUGAAGCUGUUCAUCGCGACCAAGAUUUACAAAGCACCACGGACGAGGAAAACUUCACUUCGCGGAUCGGUAAAUACAAGUGGUCCCCGGGCUACGCGGAGAGGCUGCAGCAAUGGCAGCUGGCACACCCGGAAGAUGUAGUUAGCAGCUCCUCUACAACAACUUCCGCCACUACUGCAGCCUCCAAUUUGUUUCCUACAGCACCAGCAGAGAGCGACACCGACAAUCUCCCGCCGCAGAAUCGAUCCAGGCAGCUGCGGAAACCCGGAGCGGGCAAGAAAUUUCCCCAGCAAAGCCGGUUCCCGAAGCCCGAGGGCGAAGCAUUCAAUGUGGACGACCUGGUUACCAUCGACGGGAAAUCCCCACCCCGACCCGACCCCCGGGACAAGCUGCGGGCGCUGCAGAAGAAACCGCUGCCCAUGCCGGUGUACCACAAGAAACACGCAAAUGCCAAUGUGAAAAUCAGCAUGGCCGAAGUGGAAAAGCACAAAACGCGGAAGGAUUUGUGGAUGGUGCUGGGGAUAUCAAGUGCAAAAAUGUCUGGGUCUGGAAGAUUGCGAGAUUUGUCAUGCUAGUCUAAACUCUCGGAUAAGAGUUCAUCGAUGAAGGAUUCCGUUUGGAUUUUUUUGGAUUUUUGUCGCACAAAGAGGAGCAGCAACAUGUAGCCCCGAGCGCUUUAGAGGCGCUUGCCCACCGGGAGUAGUAUUGCUGCAGCUGUAGCAAAGGCGUGGCAGCUGAUCUAGCGACACAACCUGCGCUACUGGGGCCCCGACCUCCGGGGCCUGCGGGGCAUCAGGCUCAGGCGCAGUGGGCUCAGCCGAAGUCUACAAUGCGCCAAGGCCGCGCGCAGCAGCUUUAAUUCUAAGCCGCUACCCCAACCCCGGCGUCCUCAUUCGGGUUGGGGUGUGCGUGCGCUUUGUUAAGUCGUAACCAACAAAAAUGGCCAAAGACCUAUCACGGCGCCCCGAACCACCGACGAAAAAGCCCCGGAACAGGCGCAGGUCAUCCUUGCCACUAUUAUUCUAUCUGAUUGAAGAUCGUACGACCCCGAUGAGACAAGCUCACCGGCUUGUUUGCAGAGCAUUAUGUUGCGCGCCCCGAUGGUUGACCCCCUAUCUUCGGGCGCCGUGGAUUUUCAAAAGAGCAGACGAUCGGAGGGGGCUGACCCACCACCCUUCCUCCUUCCGGAUUUCCGUGGAUUUUUUUUGGCUGCCUCAAAAAAUAAAAGGAUAACUUCUUUCCCGCGUGCUAUGGUCGAGUCAGAGAAAACAUCCUUUUAUUUUUUCCCAAAAUCCAAAUAUUUGCGGAAAAAUCCUGGAAAAUCCGCAUGAAAUCCCUGUGCAGGUGGAGCCGCACAGGGGUGGGGUCGGGGGGGGGGUAGUUGAAUGCCCCUCCACAGGUGCUCGACCCCCCAUCAAGGUAUUGAAAGGCCCGCCGGCCAUCACAGGGCCGCGGGCGGGGCCGCGUCGUGGAAUAGGUUGCGUUCCUUGAUCUUUGUGGGUUGGGUUUCGUUCCCGUUGGCCGCAGCUUUGCAGCUGAGGACAGCGGGGCCUAUUGCUUCCGCGCCGCCCUCGCGUGUUUGCUUCGGGCCCCCGGCGAGUUUGGUGCCGCGCCGAAACGAUCGGGACCGGCCAAGCAGGAGGCGAGUGUUUGCGCACCAUAACCAGGCCAAACGCCCCCCGAACGCUUCGCGCCCCUCUUCGGCCUUCAUGAAGCGGCGCGAUUGCCAUCGGGAGGGUCUUUAAAUGCCACCCCAAGCCGAACAAUUCUAGAAAUAGCGCAAGCCAUGCAAGGCCCACAGAGCCCAAACGCUCGCCCCAGACACACGCUCUGCCAUCGUAUUUACGCGCGCGAAAAAUCCACGAAAAUCCAAACGCGUUAUUUCAUCGAGCGAAUUCCAGUCCAAAUAACUCUGUGUUGCAUGGCCGCGAAGAGCUCCGCCUCCCUGUUAUGCAAAAACGCAGUUUGUCAUGCGGAAUACGCAACUCAGAACCAUGAAAAAAACUUGUCAUGCUUGGCAGCGCAUCAUUGUGAGUUCACUAUUCUCUUUCUUGCAUCACAAGUUUCCAGACCCAGACAUAUUUGCAAUGCAUAGGGGAAUUGCGUGUACGACUGCACGGCCUACAUGAACAAGCAUCCCGGCGGGAAAGGCACCGUCCUGCAGGCCGCCGGACAGGACGGGACGGAGUUGUUUAUGAAGGCCCACCCCUGGGUCAGCUACCACAUCAUCCUCGACAACGUGUUUCUAGGGCGGUUGGACGGAACUAGUGGUCCUGCUGGAGGCAGCAAGUCUUUAGCCGUUCCGGCCGGCAGCAGCGGCGGCGCUACUGCAGCCUCGGUUCCUCCUGCUACCGGUCCGAGAAAAUGAGGAGCGUCGUCGUGUGCACGGCCGCUGCCAAACGAAAACUUGAAGAUCGUUUUUUCGGUUUCAGUUUUAGCAAACACAAAACUGCCUUUUUUGAUCAUUUUUCCCCAUUCCCAUUUAUCCCCAUCCUCGAUGACGUAUGCACAAUUUCAGGAGUCUGUCCUCGAUAGACGCAGAACAGGACGAAUAAAUAUUCAGCUUAAAAAUGAGAGGUAGCAUAGCUCCUUUUCCAAAAUCAGAUCGACCUCCAGCGCACAAUCAUAACGUGAGCCCCCCAGGCUGUCUGCUAGUCGCAUUUACUUCGAAGACAAAAGGAAUCAAUCUCAAUGUACGCGUCCGAUGGACGACACGACAGAGACGAAAAUAAUAAUAAAUCAGUACCUGCAAGUGCGGUGAUCGUUUAGUGGCACUCGACGGGCUAUUCGAGUCGUGAUUUUUUCUCGGAGGACUAAGA
This is a messenger RNA of Amoebophrya sp. A120, 3757 nucleotides long. The record is from the annotation of a GenBank genome assembly. Lineage: Eukaryota; Dinophyceae; Syndiniales; Amoebophryaceae.